Molecule: messenger RNA, 1624 nt
Organism: Actinia tenebrosa (Australian red waratah sea anemone)
Lineage: Eukaryota; Metazoa; Cnidaria; Anthozoa; Actiniaria; Actiniidae
Product: replication factor C subunit 3
Biological process (GO): DNA-templated DNA replication; DNA repair
Cellular component (GO): nucleus; DNA replication factor C complex
Molecular function (GO): DNA binding; ATP hydrolysis activity; DNA clamp loader activity
Source: RefSeq, a predicted model, not a curated record
AACAAGAAAGAARAAGUAGAAUAAUACGCUCUGGAAAACCAUUUAAAAAAUGAGUCUCUGGGUGGAUAAAUACAGACCUACGUCCCUAUCUAAGCUUGACUAUCAKAAAGAUCUAUCAGAGCAUCUAAAAAAGUUGGUUCAUAGUGGGGAUUUUCCACAUCUCUUGGUCUAUGGUCCCUCUGGUGCUGGCAAGAAGACGAGAAUCAUGUGCAUCUUGAGAGAACUCUAUGGUUCAGGAGUGGAGAAGCUCAAGAUUGAACAGCAUAACUUUACAACACCAUCAAAGAAAAAAAUUGAUAUUUCCACAAUUGGAAGUGCUUAUCACAUUGAAGUUAAUCCAAGUGAUGUUGGUAUAUACGACAGAGUAGUCAUACAAGAACUUCUCAAAAGUAUGGCACAAUCACACCAGCUAGAAUCUUCUGUGCAGAAGGAAUUCAAAGUUGUAGUGCUCACAGAAGUUGAUCGUCUAACUAAAGAUGCACAGCAUGCAUUGCGUCGUACCAUGGAAAAAUAUACGUCUACUUGUAGGCUGAUCUUGUGCUGUAACUCUACMAGUAAAGUAAUCCCUGCUAUUCGUAGUCGAUGUCUUGGAAUACGUGUCGCGGCACCAUCAAUAGAUGAGAUCAGCCAGAUACUCCAUCAUGUGUGCAAGAAAGAAGGCCUUGUUAUUCCCUCAGAGUUGGCAAAGCGAAUAGCUGAGAAAUCUGGAAGGAAUCUGAGGAAGGCACUUCUUAUGUGCGAAGCUUGUAGAGUGCAACAAUACCCAUUUAGUGCAGACCAGUCUAUACAAGAAGCAGACUGGGAAAUAUAYCUCAGAGAAACAGCACAACAAAUUGUUGAAGUCCAGAGUCCUAAGAGACUCCUCGAGGUUAGAGGUCGGCUUUAUGAACUUCUCACCCAUUGCAUUCCACCUGAUGUCAUAUUGAAGGGGUUGAUAUCAGAGCUUGUAACAAACUGUGAUGGCACUCUCAAGGCAGAAGUCACUAACAUGGCUGCUUACUACGAACACAGGAUUCUUCUCGGUAGCAAAGAAAUAUAUCACCUUGAGGCCUUUGUUGCAAAAUUUAUGAGUAUCUACAAGAGAUUCCUUGAGGAGGGAAUGGCAGAUUUCUUCUAAGGUCCUAUCAGUAUUUUCUUGCUCAUUGUCACCCCUGGAAUGUCUAGACUGUGCAUCAUAUGUGGUACUUUUAGUUAGUCUUGAUGUGAUAGGAAAAUGGAUGGUAUUGGGAUAUUAAUAUGUUUCCAAGGGUAAUAAUUAUUUGAAAAAGGCUUUGGUAUUUUUCCUUUUUUUUUUUCUUUCUCUUUCUUCCUUUCACUCUCUUUUUCUUCUCCUUUUCUUUGUAGACUCUUGAUUCUUGCUCUAUUGCUCUCACUUUCUUUCUUUCACUUUUCCUUCCUUCCUUACCUCCUUGCUGGCUUGCUGGCUUACUGGUCUUUCUCUCUUUUGCUCUGAUUCUGUUGUUCGCUGUUUUUCAUUUUUGAACUUUUCUGUUCUUUUUUAAUUAACUUGUAAUGUACUAAUAAAAUGCAGUCCAGUGGUGAGGGAGUUUUCCAUGUAACCAUAUGUACAUAGUAUCUUGCCAUCAAAAUUUAUCAGAGUAAAAAUUUGUUUGUCUARACAAUA